AUGUCGCACGCCCGCAUCGAAGAAGCAUCCGACAGCGAUCCCUCCGAGGGCGACAUCAGCGACAUCAGCGACUCUGACGACUUGGACGAGCGCGAAAUCCUACGAGCUCGUCCCUCAGCGCCGUCCAAACCCGCUCCCAGCUCCUCUAGCUCCAACAAACCGCCUCCGUCCGCCGCCCCGAAAGUUCAAACCGCGCCUGAUGGAACCCGAUUCAUGCAAGCGGAAGACCAGUCGAAAUACGCCGCUUUCCAAUGCGUCUAUCCGGUGUAUUUUGACGCGAGCAGGAGCAGGAAGGAGGGACGGAUGGUGGGCAAGGAGCUGGCAGUUGCGAACCCGCUGGCGAGGGAGAUUGUGAAUGCCUGUUCGCGGCUGGGGUUGGAGACGCUUUUUGAACCAACCAAGAUCCAUCCGAAGGACUGGGCAAAUCCGGGGCGGGUAAAGAUUAAGCUGAAGGGAGGCCGGAAUGGGAGAGUGAAGAAUAAACACCACCUCUAUAUCCUCAUCUCCGCACACCUAAAAGCUAACCCCACAACUCCCUCCACCGCCUCGCAAGUCCAGGUCCCGGGCAUCCCUCCCCGCGAUCCCUCGAAACCCUAUCCUGAGCCUUCGGUCCCCAAGGGAUGGAAGAUGAGCACGCUGCUCCCGCAUUACUCGCCCGCUCUAACAGGAGGAGGUGUUAGCGAUAACUUUCUCGGAGACAUGAUGAAGGAGAUGGGCGGUGCUGGAGGCGCGGGCGGCAUGCCUGGCAUACCUGGCAUGCCGGAUUUGAGCGCGAUGCAGGCGAUGAUGGGGGGUGGUCCGGGACCGAGUACGCAACCGCAGGGAGCGAUAGAGGGGAAGAAGAAGGAUAAGAAGAAGAAGAAAUAG
This is a messenger RNA of Drepanopeziza brunnea f. sp. 'multigermtubi' MB_m1, 867 nucleotides long. RefSeq lists its product as uncharacterized. Gene Ontology annotation, molecular function: 7S RNA binding. NCBI's taxonomy places the organism in Eukaryota, Fungi, Ascomycota, Leotiomycetes, Helotiales, Drepanopezizaceae. Gene Ontology annotation, cellular component: signal recognition particle, endoplasmic reticulum targeting. The record is from RefSeq and is a predicted model, not a curated record. Gene Ontology annotation, biological process: SRP-dependent cotranslational protein targeting to membrane; SRP-dependent cotranslational protein targeting to membrane, signal sequence recognition.